AUGGCGCGAACGAGUACGAAAUGGAGUAACAGGCGGGCGGCCGUAUUGGCAACAAUGUUCGCGGUCGGCGUUUUAGGUGACAACAUUUUGACCACCAGCAGUUUCAGCAACUGUGACACGAACACAAGCAUUUCAGUAAACAACGUGGAGAUUUCAUACAACCAAAACAACCAGACCGUGACAUUCGACGUAUCGGGAACCAGCAGCAAAGUACAGAAUGUCUCAGCAACGAUGAAGGUCACUGCUUAUGGCCAAGAUGUGUACACGAACAGCUUCAACCCCUGUGAAACCUCAACAUAUGUUGAGCAAUUAUGUCCCGUCCCCGCAGGAACCUUUGGUGCGAGAGGCAGUCAAGCCAUUCCCUCCGAGUACGCAGACAAGAUUCCUGCCAUCGCCUUUUCCGUCCCGGAUAUUGCAGCCGCAGCUAAGUUGACGCUUACGUCCCUGGACGACGGGUCAGAAGUUGGUUGUGUCACUUCCCAGGUCACCAAUGGCAAAACAGCAAGCGUCGCCGCAGUUUCCUACAUCAUGGCCGGAGUGGCAGGUGUAGCACUGAUCGCAUCGGGUGUCGCAGCCCUGGGUUCGGCAGUCGGUGCAGGUGCAGGCGCCGGAGCUGGAGGCGCUGCGCCGAGUCCCAGCUUUGGGGAGGUAAUCGGCGUUUUCCAAGGAUUCGCCAUCAACUCAAUGCACUCGGUCAAUUAUCCUCAGGUCUACAGGUCAUUUGCAAAGAACUUCGCAUUCUCCACAGGUAUCAUCCCUUGGGCAUCCUUGGAGAGGUCGAUUGAUUCCUUCCGAAACGUGACGGGUGGAAACUUGACCGAGGCCAGCUUCGAUUACCUACAGAAUGCCACUUUGGUCUACAGUGAUGGCAGCACGUCUACUCCUGACAAAACACUCUUUAAGCGCACGAUGGACGAGUUUGCGCUUACCAUUCGAGAGCUCGAGACUUCCAUCGACACAUCUGCCACGACUACCGACAAUUCUACAAGUACCGAGUCUACUCUUCGAACUGCCGUCUCCGGUAUUGAGGGCUAUGUGGAGCAAUUGGCCGUCCCUCAAGCCAACACCUACAUGACGGUUCUUCUCAUUGUCGCGAUUCUCAUUGCUGUGAUAAUUGUUGGUAUCCUGCUUGUCAAGGUCAUUCUCGAGACCUGGGCCCUCUUUGGAAGUUUCCCUAAGUCUUGGACUGGUUUUCGCAAGCACUAUUGGGGUUCCAUUACCCGCGCAAUCACACAUUUGAUCCUCAUACUCUACGGAGUCUGGGUGCUGAUCAGCUUGUAUCAAUUCACAAAGGGCGAUUCAUGGGCUGCAAAGACUUUGGCUGGUGUGACGCUCGGUCUUUUCACUGCUCUUUUGGCAUUCUUCGCCUACAAGAUUUGGAGUACUGCCCGAAAAUUGAAGAAUGCGGAGGGUGAUGCUCACGGUCUGUACGAUGACAAGAGCAUCUGGGUCAAGUACAGCUUGUUCUACGAGUCAUACAAGAAGGAUUAUUGGUGGAUAUUUGUGCCCGUCAUCCUGUACUUGUUCGCCAAAGGUUGUGCCCUCGCCAUCCUCGAUGGUAAAGGCAUGGCACAGACAAUUGCUCAGAUCGUCAUUGAGACCCUCAUGCUGGGUCUCCUACUUUGGGCCCGCCCCUUUGAGCGCAAGUCCUCCAACUGGGUCAACAUCUCUAUACAGGUCGUGCGCGUGCUUUCUGUAGUUUGUGUCUUGAUCUUUGUGGAGGAGCUUGGUAUUUCGCAGACCACUCAGACCGUUGCUGGCGUUGUCUUGAUCGCCAUCCAAGCUGCUUUGGCGGGCAUAUUGGCGAUUCUCAUCGCCUGGAACGCCAUCUCGUCUUGCAUCAAGGUGAACCCACAUCGCAAGCGCAGAAAGGAAAUGGAGAAAAUGCAGCGUGACAUGGAUACUCUGACCCCACUGGACGCGCGCAACUCCCUGCUAUUGGAUCAUGUUAAGACCAAGGAGGGCGCCAGCAGUACUACUUUCUCACUUGCUGAUAACAUUCAGGAGAGCAAGCAGCCGCUUACGCGGGGCCAGUCGCCAGAGAGAUACCCGGGAUCGACUUUGGAACCUUCGAACCCCUACUCCAUGGCCACGUACAACCGACCACUGACACCCAGUCAGCCAUUCGGCGCUGAUCAGAGUGGCGACCGGCUUCUAGGCGGUGCUGCGCCCAUGGCCAGGCAGCCAACCGUGCCAAGUGUAACUGGCUACGGUUAUAAUGGUUACCGACAGCCCGGCGGUUACUGA
Molecule: messenger RNA, 2247 nt
Organism: Truncatella angustata
Lineage: Eukaryota; Fungi; Ascomycota; Sordariomycetes; Amphisphaeriales; Sporocadaceae
Exons: 2
Coding region: 1-2247 (748 amino acids)
Biological process (GO): transmembrane transport; fungal-type cell wall biogenesis
Source: RefSeq, a predicted model, not a curated record